This is a messenger RNA of Ostreococcus lucimarinus CCE9901, 453 nucleotides long. RefSeq lists its product with no specific name. The transcript has a single exon. The annotation marks the transcript as partial. The record is from RefSeq and is a predicted model, not a curated record. Lineage: Eukaryota; Viridiplantae; Chlorophyta; Mamiellophyceae; Mamiellales; Bathycoccaceae.
CCGUCGAGCGACGGCGGCGUCGUCGGCGAGCGGCCGUUCAGCGACGUCGUCUACGGAUGCGCGUUCUGCGCGGCGACGACGUACGCGUUGGGCGCUGUGGAUUGUUGGAUGCGCGCGAACGCGAUGGCGCGCGCGCCGUUCAUGAUCGGGGCGUGGGCGAGCCUGUCGGUGCUGGCGUUCGGCGUCGUCGACGCGCCGCCGCUGCGAUGGUGGAAUUUAAUCGUCGCCACGACGUGCUCGGCGCUCAUCGGCGUUCUGUCGGUGCGCGCGUUCGGGGCGAAUCACGUCGCGCGCGCGGUCGCGCUCGGCGCGUCGCUCGCGGUGAUGAUGCGUCUGGGCGCGAUUCAUCCGCCCGCGGGCGCGGUGGCGUUCGCGGCGGUGGAAUCGCCCGCGUUCGCGGAUUUGGGAUGGUGGUUCGCCGUCUAUCCCGCGCUCAUCGGCGCCGUGUUCAUC